Molecule: messenger RNA, 600 nt
Organism: Venturia canescens
Lineage: Eukaryota; Metazoa; Arthropoda; Insecta; Hymenoptera; Ichneumonidae
Exons: 6
Coding region: 7-318 (103 amino acids)
Source: RefSeq, a predicted model, not a curated record
CAGACGAUGAAGUUGUACUUACUUAUUGCUCUGUUUAUCGCCGCUAUGCAGAUUUGUACGGCUGAAAUUGUGAAACUUGGAAAGCAAAUAAUAUGUCCGCGUACUAACCCUCCAAUAAUUUGUCCUCACAAUAGUGGUCGCGAGUGUGCGGCUUAUUGUUACACCAAAGCCCCAAAGCUGCCCGAAGCAGUCGGUGAUGCCGGAUUUCCAUGUUUGAACACCCACCCCCGGCUAAUGUGUCCGUCUUCUUCCACUGCUUAUUGCCAGAACUACUGCGCCAGUGCUGAAAGAAUGCAGGGUGCUAGAAAUACCAACUAACUACGUAAUACUCCAUCAGUCGAUGCGUGGUGAUUCCAAUGUCAAGGCUUGAAGAAUUCGUCCAAUGGAGUUAGACGAUUUUUCUUAUGAAACGCUCUGUAGAUAUGUACUCACAAUAUUGACAUUCAACAAGGCUGGCAGAACUUAAUUUCCCUAUUCUCGUCACACUCCACAAGUAUAGUGUGGUAAAUCAUCGAUGUAUUGGAUAUGUGAGAGAUUGUUCAAUACAAAUAUGACAAAUGUGUUUGAAAUAUUGAAUAUAAAGACCCCAUAAAAAAGAAA